This is a messenger RNA of Cladocopium goreaui, 1524 nucleotides long. Lineage: Eukaryota; Dinophyceae; Suessiales; Symbiodiniaceae. The record is from the annotation of a GenBank genome assembly.
AUGAAAGUGUGUGUACAUGCUGCGCUGUUGGCUUUGAUUGCCUCUCAGGCCUCGGCUGCGUCGAUGCAGUUUGACUUCGGCCGCACAAACCUCCAAUCGCCUUUCAAUCCAGGCACGGACGGUUGGAACAACAUCGUCCCCGCGACCACCGAUCUGUUCGCGAUCUUCGACGAGAACGGAGCGAUUGUCCCGGGCGUCUCCUUGUCGAUCACCGACACCUUCUUCCAGACCGGCGAGCCCUCGUCGCUCGGCUCCGAGUCUCCCUCUGGCGACGCGGCAGGUUACCCCGUGUCGGCAACCGACGACUACUUCUUCGGGCACUCGACGGCUUUCGCCGGCGCCGAUCCCAACCCCUACGGCGAAGUGACCCUGCGCGGGCUCGAUCCGUCGCAAGUCUACGAUUUCACGUUCUUUUCAGCCCGCAACGGGAUCGGCGACAACCGCGACACCGAGUUUAUCGUGACCGGCGCCAACUCCGGCUCGGGGGUCGCCUCGACGGGCAACAACGACACGGAGGUGGUGAAGAUCCUCGGCAUUGCGCCAGAUGGCAACAAUGAGAUCUCGGUCGGUGUCCAGGCAGGUCCGGACAAUAACAACACCAUUGGUUUCUUCUACAUCAACUUGAUGGACGUGAGUGUUGGCAUCCCCGAGCCGACCACGGGCGUCUUGCUCGCGAUGGGCGGGUUGUUGGUUGCGGCGGCUCCCAAGAACGUCUUGUUCUACGGCAAUAGCUUUACACUGGGUUUUGGGAGCACAACCAGUGUUAACGCGUUGUUCGAGGACAUCGCGAUCGCCGCGGGCCACGACGCGCCUUUGGUGCAAUCGGCGGCCGCAAGCGGUCAAGACAUCGAGUGGCACUUGAACAACAACACCGCGGCGAUCUUCACCCUGAUCCCACCCGAUCGGGAUUGGGACGCCGUGGUGAUGCAAGAGCAUUCGACGAAGCUGACGCGGGCCUACACCGGUAACCCACGGUUCCCGGACAGCGUCGACGAGUCAAAGUCGACGGUCGUCGAUCUCUACAACACGGUCCAACUGCGCAGCCCGAACGCGGUGCCGGUGUUGUACGAGACCUGGGCGCGUGGCCCGGGCCACACGUUCUACACCCCGCCGAACGUCAUCUUCACCGAUCCGGCGGAGAUGCAGGCAGAGGUCCGUGACGGCUACGACGCCUUGAAGGAAGCGAUCGACACGGAGGAAGGAGCGCCCACCGCUUUGAUCGCGCCCGUGGGGGACGCGUGGGAAGAGGCGAACUACGACAACCUGCACGCCAACGAUAACUGGCACGCAGGCAACCGCGGGACGCUUCUGGCCGCGCUGGUCAUCUACGGCACCGUGUACGGUGACACGACCACGUCCGACAUUCCGCUUGAUGCGAUCCUGACGAGCGUCAACCUCGGCCCCGACGACGGGGCUUUUUUGACCGCCGCGGCGGACGCGGUGCUGAACCCGAUCCCGGAGCCCUCCUGCGUGCUACUGGCUGCGAUGGCGAUCGUUUCGCAGGCAGCCAGACGUCGCCGGUGA